UCCUGUACCUGGUAAAGUCUCGGUUUGUAAUGGAUCGAACUAACAUGGCGGCACGAGGAGCUGUUCAUGUCUGGAACGUAUUAUUGAUCCUGUUUAUAAGUGUACGUCCGUCGAGAUUCGAAGAUAACAUCUCUAUUCGCAAAAGUGUAGCAACAAGCAGCAACCAAGACGCAGCUAAAUGGCCGGCGAGAGCAGCGGUGGACGGUGAUAUAAGACAAGAAAUAACAUACUGCGCACACACACUUGCCGAAAAUCAACUUACUGCCUGGUGGAGGGUUGACAUGGGGCAGCGAAUGACAAUCAACAAUAUCAAAAUAUAUUAUAGGGCGAAUUUUAAAAACAGAUUUGCUGGUUACCAGAUAUUUGUGUCAAACACUACUGACUUGAACAAUGGCCAGCUGUGCUAUGAAGACGCAAGUUCUACAAUUGAAGAAGUAUCAACUGUAAAAUCUCAUCAAUGUCAAUAUGUAGCUCAGUAUGUGACUAUUUACAACUAUAGAAACACUCCAACGCGCCAUGGCUUUUAUUGGCAAUGGGCUGUUUUAGAGCUAUGUGAGGUUCAAGUUUUAGGGUGUCCAGUUGGAAUGUACGGAGAAGGCGAUUGUAAUCAGAAAUGUCCGGAGGAUUGCUAUGGAGGAAAUUGCAACGCCAUUAAUGCAUCAUGUUUCUACUGUUAUCCAGGGAAACACGGCGACAGAUGUAAGCAAGAUUGCGUUGCCAACUGUAAAGACAACAUAUGCGAAAAGGACUCCGGAAUAUGCACUGACUGCAUUCCAAGAAAAUAUGGAGAUUUCUGUAAUGAAGAUUGCUCCGGGAAUUGUAACGACAGCAGGUGUUACCAACACACCGGACAUUGUAAAGGAUGCGUUUUUGGAAGGUACGGUGACGUGUGUGAACUGUUUUGCUCAAACAACUGUAGAGACAAAACAUGUCUACAGGACAGUGGAAACUGUAUAGAAUGUGUUCGUGGGAAAAAAGGUAUACAUUGUGCUGAAGAUUGUCCAAGAAACUGCGUUACAUGUACGCAAGUAGAUGGAAAAUGUACAGAAUGUGUUCAGGGUAAAUACGGUACAAAUUGUGAAAAGGAUUGUAAUGACAAAUGUAAAGAUAACCUGUGCACAAAGGACGAUGGCAAUUGUCUCGAAUGUCAGCAUGGAUACCAUGGUAUGGACUGCACACUAGAAUGUGAACCUACCUGUAAAAUUUGCCAACGGGAAGACGGUGAUUGUACAGAAUGCUUGGAUGGUUUAUAUGGUGGAAACUGCAGUCUGGCUUGUGUCAAUUGUGAGCGGUGUUCGAGGGAAACUGGAAAUUGCCUAACUACCUGCAUGCCUGGAUACGAAGGAGAAUUUUGUCAAAUGAUCAUACAAUCACCCCCAGAGGAUGAUUCUACUGGGACGACAGUUGGCAUUGUUGUUGGAUUGCUUCUCUUGGUAUCUAUUAUAACCAUUGGCGUUAUAUUCGUAAUCAGGAGACGCAGACAGAACCCUUUGAAGAAAGAAGGUCCAUUUGAUGACUUCGGCAGGCAAGAGGUGUCUCGAUCAUCACGGCUCAACAAUGGCUAUGAGUCAGAUGAACGCACAUCAGAACCAUUAGCGAACCUCGAUAACGUUUACGUCAAUUCUGGGAAUGUAAACAAAACGACAGACACAUACGAAGAGGUGUACUGUAAUUCUGGUUUUGAGGGUAUCGCUAUUAGCGACCUGACAUCGUUGGUGAAAACAAAGAUGUUAAACAAAGCAAAAGCGUUUGAAGAUGAAUACAAGUCGCUACCAUUAGCGGACUUGUAUGAACAUAAAGUUGGGAUGAUGACCGAAAACAAACCAAAAAACAGAUUUAAGUCCACGUUUCCAUAUGACCAUUCACGAGUAGUCCUUGACAAACAGGACAAAGAUCCACACUCGGACUACAUUAAUGCAAGCUAUAUCGAUAGUGUCACGCUACCAGCUGAGUAUAUAGCAACACAAGGACCAACAAACAAAACCGUAGAUGAUCUGUGGCGUAUGAUCUGGCAACUGAAAUCUGGCAAAAUCAUAAUGCUUACUAAUCUGUCUGAGGGACCAAAGAAAAAGUGUGUGAAAUACUGGCCUGACGAAGGACAACCGAUGUCUACAAAACAUUUCGAGAUCGUCUUAGACAGAGAAAGGGUCUACGCCUUCUAUGUCAUCCGGGAUAUCAUUCUCACAGAAAAGAAGACCAAAUCAGUGCGACAAGUACACCAGUUUCACUACACCACGUGGCCAGACCACGGAACCCCAAACCCCAACGAACUUGUCGUGUUCAAUCGCCGAGUGAAGCUUUACAAGAAUUCCUUACCAGGAAAGAUGGUUGUCCAUUGCAGUGCCGGUAUCGGGCGAACAGGAACGUUCAUUGCGCUGGAUGCUUUGUUGGAUUACGGCAAAGAAUCUGGAAUGGUCGACAUCAUAGGUUACAUUAGAACCAUGAGGAAGGACAGGGUCAAUAUGGUUCAAACCAUUGAUCAGUAUAUUGCUCUGCACAACAUCCUGAUUGAGGCGUUUGACAUGCCAGACACCCUUUUACCCAGAGUGGAGUACCAUGCAGCACUGAACAGACUGUCGGAUGAUGUCCCAGUUAACCAAACGAAAUUAUGGCAGGAAUACCAGUUGUUGCAAACUAUGAAGCCAACAUAUACCAAAGUCGACUAUAAAGCAGCACUCCUUCCCGCCAACCGCAACAAGAACAAGGAUCCGAAAGUCUUAGCAGUUGACAAAUUCAGAGCAUACCUGACGUCAUCAUUAUCCGACAGAACAGAUUAUAUCAACGCUGUGGCUGUUCCUUCUUACACGUCUCGAACCGGUUACAUCAUUACCCAGAGUCCUCUAGAUGACACCAUCGUCGAUAUUUUGACAAUGAUAAUGGACAACCAGUGUGACACCAUUGUUAUCAUCGAAAAAGACCCCGUCAAAUGGUUGCCAAAGGAAGGAAAAGAUAGCUCAAUUGGAAAAUUCACACUGAAACAUUUAGGAGGCUCUUCAAAUCUGGCCCAUAUUGAUUUGAUAGAUAUUGCGAUCUCAAACCAGAGUCAUAAAUUUGACACCAAAGUUCGGGUGUUUCGAAUGACUGGUUGGGAUAGAGACGUAUCAGUUCCGCCAGAUUCAUCGGCAGUUCUUCAGCUUCUAGAACUUGUAGACAGCAGACGGAAGUCACAUGACUCGAAAACGACUGUAGUCAUGUGCCGGGACGGAUAUACACAGAGUGGGCUUUUCUGCUGUGUCAGCAAUGCUAGAGACCAGAUGAAAAUUGACGAGGAAGUCGAUAUGUUUCAGAUUUCUCGACAAGUUCUUGUCAGACGUCCGGAAUGCAUCACAAGUGUUGACCAGUACAAGUGUUGUUACAACCUGGUCAAAGAGUACUUGGACACCACAGACGUGUAUGUCAACUGACAGAGGACUAAUACCAGUAUGAUACAAACUGAUCAGUGACUACUUGGAACGCAGAAGUGUAAAUGUUAUACAAACUUAUCAAGAAUUAAAAGGAAAGUGCAUUUAUUGGUUUUGCCUGUUGCCCGAUUCCUUUUGUAUCCGAAAAACCCCGUUGAUAUUGAUUUAAACAUAUUUUAUUUGUCAUUCAACAAAAAGGAUUAGGCACAAGUUAUCUCAACUUAGAAACGCCCUCUCCGUUGAUAUGCAUAUGGAUUAAAACUGUAGGAGUAAACCAGUACUAUUAACACGUGUUAAAGACUUACAUAGACAAAGUUCCAGGACCAGUAGGGCUGCUACAUGAUAAUCAAGGAGAUUUAUAGUAUUUAAUGUGUACAUGCUGCACAGUUCAGAGAGAGGUAAAACCUAGUACACAUAGUUGUUGAAGUUGAUCUCUCUACAUCUACAUGCAACUGAUACAGUUGACGACCUGUGUUAUUGGUUCGGUGACGUAUUCUUACGUUUUCCCUGAUCCUUAAACACAAGACAUUUAUCAAUUUAUUUUGUACCUGUCUUGGAAGUUGCAGCAAUUGCUUUUCAUAUGCAUACGUUAAUGUGAAUCACAAGUAAAUUGGAUAAUUGAUGUUAAUGCCUAAUACAUGAUUUGCUUUUAUCAAUCGCAAAUAUGCUGUUACACAAUAUUGUAAUGCCAUGCCAGAUAGUACAGAGAAUAUUACACACGAUAGUCCUUAAAGAAUGCAUGACCUAAUGAGAUAUAUCCACUACUCGUUAUUACUUCCAUCACUCCUAAACUAUUAUUAUUGUUUAUAUUUUAUAUUUGCACAUACUUAAUAAAAUACUUCACGCAUU
This is a messenger RNA of Mizuhopecten yessoensis (Yesso scallop), 4250 nucleotides long. RefSeq names its product receptor-type tyrosine-protein phosphatase T-like. The record is from RefSeq and is a predicted model, not a curated record. NCBI's taxonomy places the organism in Eukaryota, Metazoa, Mollusca, Bivalvia, Pectinida, Pectinidae. The transcript is spliced from 30 exons. Gene Ontology annotation, molecular function: protein tyrosine phosphatase activity. Bases 30 to 3404 code for a protein of 1124 amino acids. Gene Ontology annotation, biological process: protein dephosphorylation.